This is a messenger RNA of Chrysochloris asiatica (Cape golden mole), 1682 nucleotides long. RefSeq names its product RNA binding motif, single stranded interacting protein 1 (gene RBMS1). Gene Ontology annotation, molecular function: mRNA 3'-UTR binding; poly(A) binding; poly(U) RNA binding. NCBI's taxonomy places the organism in Eukaryota, Metazoa, Chordata, Mammalia, Afrosoricida, Chrysochloridae. The coding region runs from base 141 to 1400 and encodes 419 amino acids. Gene Ontology annotation, cellular component: nucleus; cytosol; ribonucleoprotein complex. The record is from RefSeq and is a predicted model, not a curated record. The transcript has 15 exons.
UGGGUGGGGAGGUGGAGCAGCGGCAGCAGCAGCAGCCGCCGCCGCCGCCGCCGGCGCCGGAAAGGGAGAGGCAGGAGAGAUCGAGACUUGGAAACCCCAAAGUGUCCGCGACCCUGCAAGGCAGGCUCCCUUCCAGCUUCAUGGGCAAAGUGUGGAAACAGCAGAUGUACCCUCAGUACGCCACCUACUACUACCCCCAGUAUCUUCAAGCCAAGCAGUCUCUAGUCCCCGCCCACCCCAUGGCCCCUCCCAGCCCCAGCACCACCAGCAGUAAUAACAACAGUAGCAGCAGUAGCAACUCAGGAUGGGAUCAACUAAGUAAAACGAACCUCUAUAUCCGAGGACUGCCUCCCAACACCACAGACCAAGACCUAGUGAAGCUGUGCCAGCCGUAUGGAAAAAUUGUUUCUACAAAGGCAAUUUUGGAUAAGACAACGAACAAAUGCAAAGGUUAUGGUUUUGUUGAUUUUGACAGCCCUGCAGCGGCUCAGAAAGCUGUGUCUGCCCUGAAGGCUAGUGGAGUUCAAGCUCAGAUGGCAAAGCAACAGGAACAAGAUCCUACUAACCUGUAUAUUUCUAAUUUGCCACUGUCCAUGGAUGAACAAGAACUUGAAAACAUGCUCAAACCAUUUGGGCAAGUUAUUUCUACAAGGAUACUACGUGAUUCCAGUGGUACAAGUCGUGGUGUUGGCUUUGCUAGGAUGGAAUCAACAGAAAAAUGCGAAGCUGUUAUUGGUCAUUUUAAUGGAAAAUUCAUUAAGACACCACCAGGAGUUUCUGCUCCUACAGAACCUUUAUUGUGUAAGUUUGCGGAUGGGGGACAGAAGAAGAGGCAGAAUCCGAACAAAUACAUCCCUAAUGGAAGACCAUGGCAUAGAGAAGGAGAGGCUGGAAUGACACUUACUUAUGACCCAACUACAGCUGCUAUACAGAACGGAUUUUAUCCGUCACCAUACAGUAUUGCUACAAACCGAAUGAUCACUCAAACUUCUAUUACACCCUAUAUUGCGUCUCCUGUAUCUGCUUACCAGGUGGCAAAGGAAACCAGAGAAAACAAGUAUCGGGGCUCUGCUAUCAAGGUGCAAAGUCCUUCUUGGAUGCAACCUCAACCAUAUAUCCUACAGCACCCUAGUGCCGUGUUAACUCCCUCAAUGGAGCACACCAUGUCACUGCAACCUGCAUCUGUGAUCAGCCCUUUGGCCCAGCAGAUGAGUCAUCUGUCAUUAGGCAGCACCGGAACAUACAUGCCUGCAACAUCAGCUAUGCAAGGAGCUUACUUGCCACAGUAUGCACAUAUGCAGACAGCAGCAGUUCCUGUUGAGGAGGCAAGUGGUCAGCAGCAGGUGGCUGUAGAGACGUCUAAUGACCAUUCUCCAUAUACCUUUCAACCCAAUAAGUAACUGUGAGAUAUACAGAAGGGCGUUCUUACAUGAAGAAGGGUGUGAAGGCUGAACAAUCAUGGAUUUUUCUGAUCAAUUGUGCUUUAGGAAAUUAUUGACAGUUUUGCACAGGUUCUUGAAAACGUUAUUUAUAAUGAAAUCAACUAAAACUAUUUUUGCUAUAAGUUCUAUAAGGUGCAUAAAACCCUUAAAUUCAUCUAGUAGCUGUUCCCCUGAACAGGUUUAUUUUAGUAAAAAACAAAACAAAAAAAAAGCAAAAAAAAAAAAAAAACAAAAAAAAAA